AUGGCUCCCCUUUCACAAAAAAAGCGCAGGCUCGAAGAUGGCAUGCGCGGCAAAGUAGAUCGACCUAAAAAACGAGUCCGCAAGCAAGUCGACUACCACAGUUCUUCAGACGAGUCAGAUGCGCAGGAGGAUGAACAGUUUAACGCCGUCAAUCUGAAUGAUUCGGACGAGGAAUCCAGCCGACGAAAAACAAAACAGCAAAAACCAAAGCCUGCUGAAGAAUCAGACGAUGAGGCGAAUGCGGACGGCCUCGAAGAGUCGGAACAGGGUGACAACUCCUCCGCGGACGACGACGAUGACGACGAGGAUGCAGAAACGACCACCACUCCCAAGAGAAAAUCUACAAGCAAGCGAAACGACCCCGAGGCCUUCUCGACCUCCAUAUCGAAGAUCCUGUCUACGAAGCUUUCGCAAUCAGCACGUAAAGACCCUGUGCUUUCACGGAGCAAGCAAGCCGUCGAGACGAGUACGUCUUUAGCCGAUGAGAAACUUGAGCGAAAGGCCAAGGCCAAGCUACGGUCGGAACGUCGUGAAGAUCUAGAAAGAGGAAGAAUAAAGGACGUCUUAGGUUUGAAUUCCGGAACGGCGGGAGAAAUCGCCGAGGAAGAGAAGCGAUUGCGAAAGAUCGCCCAGCGCGGUGUGGUCAAGCUCUUCAACGCCGUACGAGCGGCGCAAGUCAGCAGCGAAAAAGCUGCACGAGAAGAGCGCAAGAAGGGCACAGUAGGCAUGGCCAACCGCGAGGAAAAGGCAAAUGAGAUGAGUAAACAAGGCUUUUUGGAUCUGAUCGGGGGGAAGAAGCGUGCCGCAGCAGUCCAGUAG
Messenger RNA from Exophiala spinifera, 819 nucleotides. RefSeq lists its product as uncharacterized. Gene Ontology annotation, biological process: maturation of 5.8S rRNA; maturation of LSU-rRNA. The transcript has a single exon. Gene Ontology annotation, cellular component: preribosome, large subunit precursor. The record is from RefSeq and is a predicted model, not a curated record. Bases 1 to 819 code for a protein of 272 amino acids. NCBI's taxonomy places the organism in Eukaryota, Fungi, Ascomycota, Eurotiomycetes, Chaetothyriales, Herpotrichiellaceae.